Messenger RNA from Lytechinus pictus (painted urchin), 4026 nucleotides. RefSeq lists its product as uncharacterized. Lineage: Eukaryota; Metazoa; Echinodermata; Echinoidea; Temnopleuroida; Toxopneustidae. The record is from RefSeq and is a predicted model, not a curated record. Bases 129 to 1796 code for a protein of 555 amino acids. The transcript is spliced from 6 exons.
AGCGAGAAAACACGAAACUUCACGAGGAAAAUGACAAGGCUUCGGAUUUUGUAACACCACACUGCGCAUGCGCAGAUUGCCAGGAAGAAUGGUGGGGUUUUUGCCCCUGGGUCAGGAGCAGCAUUCCAAUGGUCUCGCCUAGGAGAAAAAUUGUGUGCUUCGGGGACUCGAUACUAAGGAAUUUAGAAUGUAACCUUUUGACUUUGGACCCAUCAUAUGAUGUUCGUGUGCACGUGUAUCCCGGAGCCAAUAUCAAGAGUUUAAAAAACAGUCUGAGAACUGACAAUCCUUUUUUUGAAUUUGGAACAGAUUUUGUCAUUCUACAUGUGGGCACAAACAAUUUAGAGUGCGGAUUGUGGUCUCUUGACUGUCAACACUAUUAUGAAUUGUAUCAGACAGUGAAAGAAGUAUUUCGGUCUGCAACUGUGAUUUUCUCAAGCAUUCUACCCCGUUGGGACCGACAAGAUCUAUAUGAAUUAUCAUUGAUUUACAAUGAAAACUUGAGAAACUUUGCAGUUAAGUUGAAGUGCUUGUUCUUCAAUUGUUGUGAGGAUUUCAAUUAUACUGAUGAUGCUUUCUCCCUAGAUGGUUUACAUUUAAAUCAUUUUGGAAAGUGUUUGUUCGCGAGUCGUCUCAAUGAAUACCUAACCAAAUUGACCACUCCAAAACCCAAUUCAGAUUGUAACAGCCAUCCAAGAAUUCCGAAGGAAUUAAAACUGAUCUACCCUCCGCCUCGGAGACCAAAAAAGGAGGCAAAGAAAUGGCAGGACACAGAUUUGGACUUAUACAUCUACAAACGGAGAGAGAAAUAUGGAUCACAGAGUACCUACACUAACAGUCGCAGAAAGAAGAAAAAACAGAGGAAAAGAGCGUCCAUUACCGAAUCUGAGGAUGGAUAUUUCACCCCAAAGACGGUAGCUCGCAGUUCAAAAUCUCCUUUCCUGCCUCCAUGUGCAUGCAAAAUAACCUACCGCAACAUCAAGGAGGGGAGAAAUUUAUAUCAACCCUCAUCAUGUCCCCUUCCUGGCAUCAGGAAACCGUAUGUUGUACACAAAGUGAAAAGGGAGAGGUUUAGAAGAAGACAACGGUUGGCACAACGUAAAAGAAAAAGGAAAAGAAGGAUGAUGGCCAGCUACACUACGAGGGACCUUCUUCCGAGUGCAGUCAAGUCUCCCGGACCUUCUGCUGGAAAGGAGCCACCCUCGAGUUCCGGCGAUCACGCUACUCCUCUCCCUGUGGCAACGGACCAUCCCCCUGAUUGCCGUGAGAUCCUCCCUGAAUCUAUGGAGACAAGUAGCUUCACUACAAGGAACCUUCUUCAAAGUUCAGCCAAGCCUUCCGGACCUUCUGCUGAAAAAGAGCCACUCUCGAGUUCAGGCAAUUGGGCUACUCCUCUCCCUGUGGCAACAGACCAUCCCCCAGAUUGCAGUGAGAUUCCCGCGGAAUCAUUGGAAACUAGUUGCGUUUCGAUGGACUGUAAUUACAUUGCAACUGGGUCUCCUGGCCAGUCACGUGGAAAAGAGUCGCUCACCAGAUCAGAUGAUCAUCCUCCACCAGUCCCAUUCCCUACAGAUCGACCCCCAGAUAUUCACCUUCACAAGUCAUCUCAUACCAUGGUGAUCAAGGGCGUUUCUGUGAACAGCUGUCCGUCUCCUACCCAGUUUUCUGAAGUGACGCCACCCAUGACCACCGUCAACAUCCUUUCAUCCAUCGCCAUCUCAAAUCAUCCUCCUGCUCUGACAGAAGAAGCCGUGUCUAAGCCUGCUCCAAGGAAAAACCAGACGCUGUUGGGGUGAGGAAAGAGCCGCCAUGCAAAAAAGAACAGUGUGGUCCUUGCAAACUAUGUAAUAAAAAGUCUUCCAUGAAAUAUUUCCAUCUUGCAACAAUGCAGUCUGAGCAGUUACAAAUGAUAAUUGAACAGUCUUUCAGUGAUGUAGAAAAAAGUGAUUGCAUUUGUAGUGCCUGUAGGUCAAAAUAUCAGAAAAAACUGAAGUCCUCUACUUACACCCCAGAAAAGACCAGAAAAAAAGAUAGAGACCCUUGCUUUUUGUCACAUUAUAUGCUAUGCUCUGAUUUGUCUGAUAGAGAUUGCAACUGUACUCUAGAUUCCUUCAACUCUGCCUUUUCUCUUCAAUGUCUCUUAAUACCGACAACCAUUCCAUUAUGUCUUAAACAUCGUAGAGAUUUAUCUCGAUAUGAAGAAUCGCAAAGUUUGUCUCACUGUUCAGUUUGUGAAGGAUUAAUUAGAUCAAAUGGGAAAAAAUAUUCAUCAUCGGUGUUAAGUGAAAAUGAUGUAAAAGAAUUACACCAAAUUAAUGAAAACUUUUUUCCAUCAAGUAAUACUGUACUGUGUCAAGCUUGUUAUAGCUAUGCCAGGCGAAAUUCCACACGGCCCUUAAAAACAUCAUUGGAAACUUUAGAAAAAAAGUAUAUUUUAGAGGCAAAGAAUGAAAAUGAUGAUUCUGAUGAUGGAUUAUUGAGAAAUAUCCUAAACACGGUGUACCUUCACAUAUGCACACUUUGCAAAAAAGAUGGUGGUUUCUUGUUUUCUACUAUUUAUGAAUACUUUGUUGGUAAAGUCAAUGCUGCAUGCAAAGAGCCAAGACAGCAACUCAGAUUACAAAAAGGUCCUGUGUAUCUAAAAGGAAGAAUUCUUCAUAAUUUUGGAAAUCUGUUGAACAUUCAUUCCGCUGCACGCAAAAAGGGCCUUUUUUUUUACUGUGCAGAAUUGUCAUCAGACGAUAUAAUCAAUGCAUGGCACAUGAUACACGCUUCACUAAGGGCUUUGAAACGUGGGGAAGAGGAUUAUGACAAAGAUGCAUCUUCCAACACUUCUGGUCAAAAUUUCCAGGUUGUUACUUCUGCCGAUUGUGAUAUGUCUUUCAGAGAGACAGUUACUGAAUGUAAUGAAUCACUUCGUAAACAAGGAAAGUCCAUUACUGAUAAGUUUCUUAAGAAUCCUUUGUCUGUAAGAGACUUCGAUAUUGAUAAUGCAUGUUCUAUGUUUAGCCCAUAUGUAUGGAAUGUUGUAUGCAUGCUUACAGCCACACUUGAUGAAUUGUCCACUUUCAGGCAGUUGGAUAUAAAAGUACAUGAAGAAUGUAUAAAAUUCAAAUCAGAUGAUACUCGAGCAGGGCGUAAAAGAAAACACAGGCGAAUUGCUGCAGUAUUUCUGCUUCAAUUCAUAAUGAAUGAUGAUAAUUCAUAUCCUUUCCAUAUCAUUAUGGCCAAUUACAUAAAGAAACUCUCUCAUUCAUCAAAAUUGCUAAAGAUGCUAAAUAAUGUUGGUUUUUCAUGUUCUGAGAGCACACUGGAUCGCUUUUUACAGUAUGCUCAUGAUAAGCGCAUUGAGGCUGGCCCUCUCUCCGAAUUGCAGCCUUCUGCAUUUACCUUGGUGUCAAUUGACAAUGUGGAUGUUUUGACCCCUUUUGCGGCUGUGCAAGUAGAUAAAACAAGAAGCUGGCAUGGAACCUCGAUAAUGGCCCAGCAGCCAAAACCCUUCACUGAAAAUUUGCAUAGCUUUGAGCUGCUUCAAACUAUGGUUGAUACUGAUGAUCUUGCGGGUAACAAUACAAGUCCUGACACACAAAGUCCAAGUGACACUGAUGAGAAUUUUCCAGUUGUGCAUAGGAAACCUUCUGUUAGGCGAAAGCUGGCACAGUAUGGUUCCCUUGAUAUACCAGGCCCAUCCUCUUUUACUCCGCCAGCAUUUAAAACAGCAAUAAGAUCUCAGCUCAGUGCUGCCAGCUUUGAGUUGUCUGAAGUAGAGAAACUGUCUGAAACUGAAAUUAAUUACCAAAUUUUGUUAUAUGCCAUAGAACGUUAUCAUUACAUUGUAAGUGAUACCCCUGUCGUGAUACCCAGUCUUAAAUGUAAGCUUGCACUAGAAAAUGAGAAGUAUGUUGAAAAAUCUGGUUUUUCAUAUAUGUACAUCCUUAAUGAAAAAGCAGACUGUCCAGCUACACUAAAACGUUCUCUUGGACUCUUAUAUGAUGCAUUUGAUGUUAAUAAAAAGAUCAAUCACUU